CUGAUUGGCUGGCAGUUUGAGGUAAAGCAUUUGUCUGACCAAUAGACUAUGAUCAAGUGUCUUCUCAGUUUACACAGAAACCCAUGGGGAACAUAUAUAAAACCAUGUGCUGUGGGAGUGCACAGCAGAUUCAAAGUGAGUCUAUCGUUUACAUCGUCACUACCAGAAGAUCUAUUAUCUCUCGGUAAUCAUGAUAAUGUUUAAGCUCUGGACGCUCCUUCUUGCCUAUGCACUGAUCAUUUGUCAGAUGUACAUCUCACAGGCAGCUCCAUCCAGAACAAGUAAGGAGUCCAUGACAGACGGACUCACACUAUCAGACGAAGAUGCUCAAAGGUUACUCAAAGCUGUCAAGGAGUUCAUGCAGAUCACCUCAGAUGAGCAAACAGCUGACGGUAACAGCAAUGCUACAGUACAAAAGCGGGGCUGCAACACAUCCACCUGUGUAACCCACCGUUUGGCUGACUUUUUGAGUCGGUCAGGGGGUCUGGGACACAGCAACUAUGUUCCCACCAACGUUGGUGCCCAGGCGUUUGGCAGGCGGAAGCGGUAUGGUCCUGUGUGAGCACAAGACCAGAUACAGGGGCAAAGUCCCUCUUCUCUUGAGUGACAAAACUGCAUCAUCAUCCACUUCUACACACUUUAAAAUGAGUGUCAUUUAAAAAAAUAUCCAUCAUAAACAUGGACUGAUAUGUUGCCUUUAGAAUACCAGACAGCUGCCUGUAGUCAUUGUUAGUCUGUGCUUUAAAACAGCAUUAGUGUCAUCGUGGAAAGGCAAUGAGGAAGAUUUGCUUUCCCUCAGAAGGAGAAUGAAAGAUUUCUUCCUCUGUCUUGGCCUGUGGCUAAACUGCACUUCUGACCUGUGGCUGCAGCAUAGUGUUUUCAACUGGAAGUCUGACACUGUACAUCUACUGACACAACCUUCAACAGCUGUGGUUGUCUUGUGCCUUGAUGUGAAACUAUUCAUUAUAUGUCAUAGUAAACAGAACAAGUGUGAAAAACUGUAUUUCUAAAUAUUCUAAAUAUUCAAAUAACUGUGUUUUGAAAGCUGGAAUAAAUUGUAUUUUAGCUACAUUAGGCUGUCCUGUCUCACUGUGUUGUUUGAAAAGGUUUUUAUUGAUUAAUUUAAAAAAAUGUACACAUAAAGUGGUAUUGUAAAAAAAGUUUUUUUUUCAGAAAAUCAAAGCAUGUGAUGUAGAUCAUCAAAAAACUUGAUUAAAGAAUAAUUGUUG
This is a messenger RNA of Amphiprion ocellaris (clown anemonefish), 1229 nucleotides long. RefSeq names its product calcitonin/calcitonin-related polypeptide, alpha (gene calca). Lineage: Eukaryota; Metazoa; Chordata; Actinopteri; Pomacentridae. Gene Ontology annotation, cellular component: extracellular region. The transcript is spliced from 5 exons. Gene Ontology annotation, molecular function: calcitonin receptor binding; hormone activity. Bases 191 to 562 code for a protein of 123 amino acids. The record is from RefSeq and is a predicted model, not a curated record.